This is a messenger RNA of Periophthalmus magnuspinnatus, 4320 nucleotides long. It is a transcript of the gene tut4, whose product is annotated as terminal uridylyl transferase 4. Gene Ontology annotation, molecular function: nucleic acid binding; RNA uridylyltransferase activity; zinc ion binding. The record is from RefSeq and is a predicted model, not a curated record. The coding region runs from base 204 to 3914 and encodes 1236 amino acids. The transcript has 31 exons. Lineage: Eukaryota; Metazoa; Chordata; Actinopteri; Gobiiformes; Gobiidae.
GAAUGCACCGCGGCGUAGACCCAACAUGGCGUCGGAGUCUGGGCUUUGAAAAACACCGAGGAGCCCCGGAGCAUGGAGGCCGCUGCGCCGUGAGCUCAGGCCGCCCACAGCGCCUCUCUGCCGGGCCGCAGCUGCGCAGAGGCCCCGCUGUCCCGGAGCUCCGGAACCGCGCAGUUUAACGUUUGCUCAAAUACUGGUCCAGAAUGGAUGAGCCAAUCAGAAUGCAACAGAGGGGCGGGGCUAAAGCUGUUCGUCCAAUCAGAGAUGAAGCUCGAGGGAGAACAGACCCUGCCCAGGAGCGACGCAGAACCCGCGGAGGACGACUGUCCAGGACCCACACCGGGUCUGGAGAGAGACCCAAGACCAAGACCGAGUCCAAGACCGAACCCAAGACCGAGUCCAAGACCGAACCCGAGGCUGAGUCCAAGACCGAGUCUGAGACGGAGUCCAACCCAGAACCAGCUAAGCCAGACCCUGUACCAGUGAGAGGUGAAGUAGAGCGCCCCCUGGAGGAAGCCUCUCUGACUGAACAGCAGCUGGGUCUGAAACAGGCGGAGGAGCGACUGUGCCGUGACUACAUCCACCGACUCGUAAAGGCGUCCCCGGAUUACCCAAACUACCAGUACCUGUGCCGCCUGUGUGCCGUUCACAUCGAGAACAUCCAGGGGGCGCACAAGCACAUCAAGGAGAAGCGCCACAAGAAGAACAUCACGGAGAAGCAGGAGGAGAAUGAGCUCCGGGCACUGCCUCCUCCGAGUCCGGCUCAGAUUCAGGCUCUGGACCGAGCCGUGACCCAAACCGCCCAAAAAUACGGCCUCUCUGACCACGACCUCCAGAGCAGACACAGAGCAGUGGAGCUGAUGGAAAGGACCAUCCAAGCACACCUCCCAGCCUGCUCCCUGCGGAUGUACGGCUCGUGUUUGACACGUUUUGCUUUUAAAACGUCCGACAUCAAUAUUGACGUCAGCGUGCCUCCGAACAUGACUCAGCCUGAAGUCCUCAUCCAGGUGCUGGAGAUCCUGAAGUGCAGCCCGGAUUUCUUGGAGGUGGAGUCAGAUUUCCACGCCAAAGUCCCGACGGUGUUCUGUCGAGACGUUCACAGUGGGCUCGUUUGUAAAGUCAGCGGUGGGAACGAUGUCGCCUGCCUCACGACCAAUCACCUCGCAGCGCUGUCCAAACUCGAGCCGCGAUUGGUUCCUCUGGUCCUGGCCUUCAGACACUGGGCCCGACUGUGCCACAUGGACCACCAGGCGGAGGGGGGCAUCCCGUCUUACUCUCUGGCCCUCAUGGUCAUCUUCUUCCUGCAGCAGCGCCCUCUGCCUGUGCUGCCCGUGUACAUCGGGCCCUGGAUCUCUGGGUUUGAGCUGAAGCGAGUCGACGAGUACCACCUCACGGGCAUCUGUCAGGACGCCUUUGUGCGCUGGGAGCACCGCCCCCCGAGUACCGACAACCGGACCGAGAACCGGGCCGACAACCGGACUAAACCAGAACCAGUCCUGACCGAGGCGCACUCCUCUGAGGGGCUGAGCUCUCUGACCCUGUCGUGUCCAGACUCUGCCUGUGUGGGGCAGUUGUGGUUGGACCUGUUCAGGUUUUACACUCUGGAGUUUCCUCUGGAGGAUUUUAUCAUCAGCAUCAGAGUCCAGGAACCAGUGAGCCGCGAGGCCAAGGGCUGGCCCCGGCGACGGCUCGCUAUAGAGGACCCGUUCGCUCUAAAGAGGAAUGUGGCACGGAGCCUCAACAGUCAGAUGGUUUUCGAGUACGUCCAGGAGAGAUUCAGAGCGGCCUACAAGUACUUCGCUGUCCCCCAAAAGUCCCAAAGAAAACCCACCUCCCGGAACAUGAAAUCGGAUCAGAAUCGAACCAGAACCGAGGAGGAGGAACCAAACCACAGCGACUCCAUCGACCGCGGACUCCGAGACCUGGGUCUAGACCAGGACCUGGACCGGACCGAGGACCGAGUGAACGGACUGGACGAGAGCGAGGAGGAGGAGGAGGACAAGAUGCUUUACCAGUUUGACAAAAUGAUCUUCACCGGAGGAAAGCCCCCUGUGGUGGUGUGCAGCAUCUGCAAACGUGACGGCCACCUUAAAGACGAGUGUCCUGAGGAUUUUAAAAAGAUCGAACUGAAACCUCUGCCUCCGAUGAACGAGCGCUUCAGAGAGAUCCUGGACGGGCUGUGCCGCCUCUGCUACCAUGAACUCUCUCCGACUCCGGUGGAGCAGCAGAGGCGUGAGCAGAUUCUCCUGUCGCUUGAGAGGUUCAUCCGCAAAGAGUUUAAUGACAAGGCUCAGCUGUGUCUCUUUGGUUCGUCUAAAAACGGAUUCGGGUUCAGAGACAGUGACCUGGACAUCUGCAUGACUCUGGAGGGACACCACACGGCCGAGAAGCUGAACUGUAAAGACAUCAUCGAGAGUUUAGCCAAAGUCCUGAAGAAACACACAGGUCUGAGGAACAUUCUGCCCAUUACCACGGCCAAAGUCCCCAUCGUGAAGUUUGAGCACAGACAGAGCGGCCUUGAAGGCGACAUCAGCCUUUAUAACACACUAGCUCAGCACAACACUCGGAUGUUGGCGACAUAUGCAGCUCUAGACCCCCGAGUCCAGCUGCUCGGAUACACCAUGAAAGUCUUUGCCAAGAGGUGUGAUAUCGGAGACGCCUCCAGGGGGAGCCUGUCGUCGUAUGCCUACAUUCUGAUGGUACUGUACUUCCUGCAGCAGAGAACGCCACCGGUUGUGCCCGUUCUCCAGGAGAUGUACGACGGAGCUGUGGCACCGCAGAAAAUGGUGGACGGAUGGAAUGCCUUCUUCUGCGAUGACCUGCAGGACCUGCGGCGGCGUUUGGCUGAGCAGCCCGUGAACUCCGAGUCUGUGGGGGCGCUGUGGCUCGGUCUGCUUCGUUUUUACACUGAAGAGUUUGAUUUUAAAGAACACGUGAUCAGCAUCAGGCAGAAGAAACGGCUCACUACAUUUGAGAAGCAGUGGACCAGUAAAUGUAUCGCUAUAGAAGAUCCGUUCGACUUGAACCAUAACCUUGGUGCUGGAGUUUCUCGUAAAAUGACAAACUUCAUCAUGAAAGCCUUUAUAAACGGCAGGAAGCUGUUCGGGACGCCUUUCUACCCCCCGCCAGGCUCCGAAGUGGAUUACUUCUUCGACUCCAAAGUCCUGACGGACGGAGAGUUGGCGCCAAACGACCGCUGCUGCCGAAUCUGCGGCAAAAUCGGCCACUACAUGAAGGACUGUCCCAAGAGACGCAGGGUGAAGAAGAAGGACAGUGAGUGUCCGGACGACCGAGAGGAGGAGCAGAGACGCUGUUUCCAGUGCGGAGACACUGGACACGUGAGACGAGAGUGUCCAGACUACAGACCUCUGAAGACCAGGACCCCGGCCGGACCACAGGGAGGUGUCUCGGUCCAAAGGAGCUCCCAGUCCAUCCCUGUGAACCAAGACGGACGAACCAGACACAACUCUGAGUGUUCUGAUAGCCGCCAGACUCCGCCCUUACUGCCUCAGAGCACGUCGCCCCAGGCGUUUAAAGCCCCGCCCCUCCAGCAGAUGGCGCUGUUGGGGUUCCCUCCGGCUCUGGGACAGUGGCCUCAGUUCAAACUCAACGACCCGAGCAUCAUCUUUGCUCAGCCGACGCCGCGAGGGGCGGGGCCAAGAGGGGCGGGGCCUCAGAACACCAAACCAGACUCUGGGCAGCUGCAUGGUCCUCCGCCGGGCGCUCGACUGUGGGAGCACCACAAACCUCCGCAGUACUCCCCCUCCUGGAGAUAUCCGGUACCACACCCGUACAUCCAAAAUUCACCAGGAUUCCACCAGCAAGGCUCCAUGGUGCCCCCUCCUGGCAGCUUCCCGCUCCUGCCUCAUGUGCGCCGCCCUCUCAACCUGAGUUUCCUGCAGCAGAAGAAGUGAUGCUGUUUUUACCGUUUUAAACUUGUACAGUUUUAAAGUUUUUAAGUUUGUUUUAGCGUGGCGCCCUUGUACUGGGGACGCUCCCCUACCGGACGUUCCCGUAUCCGAGACGCUCCCGUACAGGAGACGCUCCCGUACAGGAGACGCUCUUGUACAGGAGACGCUCCCGUACAGGAGACGCUCCCGUACCGGACGCUCUUGUACCGGACGCUCUUGUACCGGACACUCUUGUAUCAUAUCUUACGCCCCGUUUUUCCGGGGCCUUUUUAUUUCAUGUAAAAAUCUGAAAAAGGAAUUGUAAAUGUUUUAUUUUUUCUGCUGUUGAUACUCGAGGCUCAAAGGUCUCCUCCAUGAGCUUAGAAUAAACUCUAGAAACAAAUGUGCACUUGGAGUUUCUUUGGUCCAG